AUGGCGCGCCUUGGUCGCCUCGGCUUUCUGGGCAUUGCCGUCGUGUUCCAUCUCGUGUAUAUUUAUUCCAUCUUCGACAUCUACUUUGUUUCUCCAAUUGUGAGUGGAAUGCGAAGUCAUGGUGUCGAUGCGCCAACUGCCCCCGCAAAGCGUCUGGUCUUAUAUGUCGGCGAUGGACUUCGCGCCGACAAAGCCUUUCAAUAUUUUCCUGAUCCAUCAAGGUCCGCCAACGACACUUCACCGCACAAGCCAGGUCCGCUGGCUCCCUUCCUUCGAUCACGAGUACUUGAGCAUGGCACCUUUGGAGUAUCGCACACCCGAGUACCCACAGAAUCCCGGCCAGGACAUGUGGCAUUGAUUGCUGGGUUGUACGAGGAUGUCGCCGCGGUGACGACUGGAUGGAAGAUGAACCCAGUCAACUUCGACAGCGUGUUCAACAGGAGUCGGCAUACAUGGAGUUGGGGAAGUCCAGAUAUCUUGCCAAUGUUCUCCACGGGAGCUGUUCCAGGCAGAGUUACGGACGCGACAUAUGGUCACGAAUUUGAAGAUUUUAGCAAAGAUGCGACUGAGCUUGACUAUUGGGUCUUCGAUCGGGUCAAGCAGCUGUUCAAGGAUGCCGAAACGGAUGAAGUGCUCAAUGCACAGCUGCGGCAGGACAAGCUUGUCUUCUUUCUCCAUCUCCUCGGUCUUGACACGUCUGGCCAUGCAUACCGACCAUACUCGAAAGAGUACCUGCGGAACAUUCAAGUCGUCGACCAGGGUGUCAAGGAAGUUACGGAGAUCAUGGAGGAGUUUUAUGGAGACGGCGAGACGGCGUACGUCUUCACAGCAGACCAUGGAAUGAGUGACUGGGGAAGCCACGGUGAUGGACAUCCAGAUAAUACCCGAACUCCGCUCAUUGCCUGGGGAUCUGGCGUUGCGAAACCGGUUACUGUACGCAAAGGCAAGGCACCAGGCCAUGAAGAUGGGUUCUCGCAUGACUGGCAUCUGGAUCAUGUCAAGCGCCACGAUGUCGCCCAGGCUGACGUCGCUGCUCUCAUGGCGUACCUUGCAGGUCUGGAGUUUCCUGUGAAUUCUGUUGGAGAGCUGCCACUAUCGUUCCUCGACGCCAGUGAUGAAGAAAAGUCCAAAGCUUUGUUGACCAAUGCAAAGGAGAUCCUCGAAAUGUACCACGUCAAGGAGCGUGAGAAAAUGGCAGUGGUACUUCAGUACAAGCCAUACCCGGGCUUCGCGGAUGCCCAGAGCAACGUAGAAGCUCGACUGGCAUCGAUUGAACAGUUGAUCAGCAAGAGAAACUUCAAGCAGGCCAUUGAUCGUACCGACGAGCUCAUCCAGCUUGGACUUCGAGGCUUGCGCUAUCUGCAAACAUACGACUGGUUGUUCCUUCGAACUCUGGUCACCGCAGGAUACCUUGGCUGGAUCGCAUUUGCGUUCACAACUGCGAUUGAUGUUCAUAUGCUUGAUGGUAAAGUCGAGGCGUCACGACCGACCGCAGGUAUUGUGGCCUUUUCCUCCAUCUUAGUAGGCCUCUACAGCUUACUAUUCACCCAAUCUUCGCCAAUCACCUACUAUGCGUAUGCAUUCUUCCCAGUGAUGUUCUGGGAAGAGGUGUUUGCGAGGCGAAAUGCCAUCUUCGAGAGCRAGAGGAGAAUUGCUGCAAAGUUCUCCAAGAAUGAUACCCGCCAGUUGGCGUUGUAUCUCCUCGCCUACUUGGGAAUGCUGGAGGUCAUGGUGCAAAGCUACUAUCACCGCCAAGUCUACACGAUAUGCUAUUUGCUCGCCGCUGCAUGGCCGUUGCUCUACGGGACUGAAUUCGUGCAAAAGAAUCUGAUCCUCUGCGGAACGUGGGCAGCUGCAACUGCCUCGAUGAGCAUAUUCACUAUGCUGCCUGCGAAUAAGGUCGAGGACCCGAACCUCAUCUCAUUUGGCGGCGUGCUCAUCCUCGCCAUCGGCCUGCUCUACAUCGCUUUCGAAAAGCACCUGCUCACCAAGACCGCGCCGACAAAAGAAAUUCCAGCUGCUGAGAUAGCCGAAGAUGGCGUUUCAAGAGCAAUCCUGGGUGUGCAAGUCGGGUUGAUCGCGCUUGCGAUUGUUGUGACUCGUUCAAGCGUCGCUUCCUUGCAAGCAAAGCAGGGUCUCCCGCUCGGGACGCAAGUCCUCGGGUGGACAACAUUGAUCGCCUCACUCACUGUACCCUUCCUUCACGCCCUACGACCACGCGAUCACUAUCUCCAUCGCCUUGCCAUCAUCUUCCUGGCAUUCGGCCCACUCUUUGUCAUCCUCACAAUCYCCUACGAGGGUCUAUUCUACUUGGCCAUAGCAGCAACUCUCAUCUCCUGGGUGCGCCUUGAACACCGCAUCCACCAAUUCGGCGUUGCUGCCACCAAUGCAUCACCUCCCACCACCAAGACCAAUGGCGCAGCAAAGGGACUUAAAACACCCUUGGCUGCAGCACUCACCGCCGCGCGCGCUCGCGAAGCCGCAUUGAAAUCUGGCGACUACCGCGCCCUCACACUCUCCGACGCAAGAAUCUGCCUCUUCUUCCUCUUCAUUCUUCAAUCCGCCUUCUUCAGCACAGGAAACAUCGCCUCAAUCUCCUCCUUCUCCCUCGAUGCCGUCUACAGACUCAUCCCAAUCUUCGACCCCUUCAGCCAAGGCGCACUCCUAGUCCUCAAACUUCUCGCCCCUUUCGCUCUGGUAUCCGCCAAUUUGGGAAUUCUGACAAAGAGACUCCGACUCCGCGGCGGAAGUCUCUUCGCCGUGGUGAUGGGAAUCGGAGAUUACUUGACCCUGCGCUUCUUCUGGGAAGUGAGGGAUGAAGGCAGUUGGUUGGAAAUUGGAGAGAGUAUCAGUAUGUUUGUCAUUGCAAGUGUGCUGUGUGUCUUUGUCGCGGGUCUGGAGGCUCUUAGCGAGCUUUUUGUUCGCGGAGUAGAAUUUCAGGAAGAUUCUGGUGUGGAGGUCGUCAAUGUGAGCACGGGAGCAGUCAACGGGACCGCGGAUAGAGCUGGCAAGACUAUCAAGGCUGCGGGCAAAAAGGGGCGUAAUGCAUAG
This is a messenger RNA of Ramularia collo-cygni, 3051 nucleotides long. RefSeq names its product probable GPI ethanolamine phosphate transferase 1. Gene Ontology annotation, biological process: GPI anchor biosynthetic process. The transcript is spliced from 6 exons. The coding region runs from base 1 to 3051 and encodes 1016 amino acids. Gene Ontology annotation, cellular component: endoplasmic reticulum membrane. NCBI's taxonomy places the organism in Eukaryota, Fungi, Ascomycota, Dothideomycetes, Mycosphaerellales, Mycosphaerellaceae. The record is from RefSeq and is a predicted model, not a curated record. Gene Ontology annotation, molecular function: mannose-ethanolamine phosphotransferase activity.